Messenger RNA from Ilex paraguariensis (yerba mate), 705 nucleotides. NCBI's taxonomy places the organism in Eukaryota, Viridiplantae, Streptophyta, Magnoliopsida, Aquifoliales, Aquifoliaceae. The record is from the annotation of a GenBank genome assembly.
CUUCAUCAAUGUCGAUAACCCUGAACUUCAAACCCACUAUCUCUGUUCCCUCUUUUCCCAACCUUAUCUCUUCUUCUUCACCUCAAUUGCCUCCAAAAUUCGCCAAUGGCUUACACUUAUUUGGCACCACUCUUUCAAGAAUUCACAAUCAUAGAAACCCAAUACUUCCACUCUCAAGAAGAUUGUUCGUACCUUCAAUUUCCGGAAUCUGGGACGCCAUCGCUGGUGGCAGCAAUGCUCGUGAAGCCGUGAUUGCUAUUCGACGCGGAAUGCUGCUCUUCAGACAGGGUGAUGUUCCUGUAUCUAUAGUGGAGUUUGAUAGAGCAAUCGAGCUGGAUCCUCGUCAAAAGGCAUAUCUUUGGCAGAGGGGGCUGUCACUAUACUAUCUUGCUAGAUUUAAGGAAGGGGCUGAGCAAUUUCGACUAGAUGUUGCACAAAAUCCAAAUGAUACAGAGGAGUCGAUAUGGUGCUUUCUGUGUGAAGCUCAAUUAUAUGGAGCAGAUAAAGCGAGAAAACGAUUUCUUGAGGUUGGUAGAGAUCCUCGACCUGUUAUGCGGGAAGUCUAUAACAUGUUCAAAGAUGGCGGUGAUCCAGAAAAGCGAUUUCCAAGGAUUUUGAUGCUUCAGAAUAUAUCUCCAUAUUAUGAGGAUUGUCUGAUUCAUCAUAACAAAAGUAGAUGAUUAAAUAAAAGCAAGUUGAAGGCCC